CUAGUGCACAGGCUGAGAGAAGUGCAACUUAAGAUGGUGCAUCGAAAAACAGUGCCUUAGGACUGCAAGAGCUAUAAAGUGAACAUGAAUGCAGCACUAAUCCAUGACAAAUUGUUUAUAAAAGGAUUCUGGGAGAAAAGAAUUACAAACCACUCCCAGAUCAAAGAGAAUGAGGAAUUAAGACUGAAGAACAGUGCUAUGUCAAAGCUCCGUGCUGAAUGGCUAAUAAGACUCGAAAGUCGAACAAAACAUAUCAAGAACUUCAAUGACAUGCGUGCCGUUAUGCCAACAGAGGUCAACCACGCUGAUCGGGAAUAAUUCAAGACAUGCUUCCCAAUACAUAAAAUUUGGGAUGUUUUGCUACAGAGAAGAUAAAAUACAAAAUAAAAAGAAAUAUAUAAAUACA
Molecule: messenger RNA, 406 nt
Organism: Tachysurus fulvidraco (yellow catfish)
Lineage: Eukaryota; Metazoa; Chordata; Actinopteri; Siluriformes; Bagridae
Product: protein FAM240C
Exons: 3
Coding region: 85-318 (77 amino acids)
Source: RefSeq, a predicted model, not a curated record